Molecule: messenger RNA, 4724 nt
Organism: Scatophagus argus
Lineage: Eukaryota; Metazoa; Chordata; Actinopteri; Scatophagidae
Gene: scube3
Product: signal peptide, CUB domain, EGF-like 3
Exons: 23
Coding region: 256-3303 (1015 amino acids)
Biological process (GO): signal transduction
Cellular component (GO): cell surface
Molecular function (GO): calcium ion binding
Source: RefSeq, a predicted model, not a curated record
AUUGACAUUGGUCUGGCUCGAAACAUGAUAACAGAAAAGCCUUCCUGCGCUCCGCGUUGUCGGGCUGUCCUCAACCCCGAUCACUUGAAACUCAAAUAAGCAGGCGCAAAGAGGAGAAAGGAUCGCACAGUAUCCUAUCAGCGGGUGCUCAGAGGGAAUAACAAGAGACCUUUAUACCACGCACACACCCUUGUAUGUGCUCUUGCGCAUCGCAGAUCUUACAAAGUGCUAGUGUUCAACUACAGUAAAGUUAACAUGUAUAUGCACGCUUUGAUACGCGCAAGCGUUGGAUUUGUAGGUUUCUGCUUGGUCGCCUUUGUCCAACAGUCAGCUUCAGGAAGUAAACCCACUCAAGAUGUGGACGAGUGUGCAGAGGCACUUGACAACUGCAGCAUAGAUGCCAUCUGCCAGAACACCCUGAAGUCAUACAAAUGUAUCUGCAAGUCAGGCUAUAAAGGGGAUGGCAAACAUUGUGAAGAUGUCGACGAAUGUGCGACUGAAUACAACGGCGGCUGCGUUCACGAGUGCAUCAACAUCCCAGGAAAUUACAGGUGCACAUGCUAUGAUGGCUUCCGCUUGGCACAUGAUGGGCACAAUUGUCUCGACGUGGACGAGUGCUCAGAAGGCAACGGCGGAUGCCAACAGAUUUGUGUCAACAUGAUGGGCAGCUACGAGUGCCGCUGCAGAGAAGGAUUCCUCCUGAGUGACAACCAGCAUACCUGUAUCCAACGACCUAAAGUACAACCAGAAGGCACAAAGGAGGGACCCACCUGCAUGGACAAGAAUCAUGGCUGUGCACACAUCUGUAGGGAAACACAGAAGGGUGGCAUCUCCUGUGAGUGCAGACCUGGAUUCCAGCUCACCCGUAACAUGAAGGAUUGCAAAUUGACGUGUAACUACGGUAAUGGAGGUUGCCAGCACAUCUGUGAGGAGACCGACCACGGCCCCAAGUGCUCGUGCCACAUGAAGUUUGUCCUGCACAGCGAUGGAAAGACUUGUGUAGGGGAGAGGAGUAUCCCGUCCCAGGCAGCCCCACAGCUGUUCCCCAAUGAGACCUGCGCAGUGAACAAUGGUGGCUGUGAUAGCACAUGUCAUGAUUCAGUGACAGGAGUCCGCUGCAGCUGUCCUGUUGGCUUCACUCUGCAGCCGGACCGCAAGACCUGUAAAGAUAUUGAUGAGUGUCGUCUUAACAAUGGGGGGUGUGAUCACGUGUGUCGAAACACGGUGGGCAGCUUUGAGUGCAGCUGCAAGAAAGGCUACAAGUUGCUGACCAAUGAAAGAACUUGUCAAGACAUUGAUGAGUGCUCUUUUGACCGCGCCUGUGACCACUUUUGUGUCAACUCCGCCGGCAGUUUCCAGUGCCUCUGUCAUAAAGGCUACGUCCUCUACGGCCUUGCGCACUGCGGAGAUAUUGAUGAAUGCAGUAUAAACCGUGGAGGGUGUAAAUAUGGCUGCAUCAACACCCAGGGGAGCUAUGAGUGUACCUGUCCACCAGGGUACAAGCUGCACUGGAACAAGAAAGACUGUAUUGAGCUGGUGAGAUGUCCGCCUGGACUUUUAGCACCGAAGGCCACUUUGACCUGCAGCAAGACAGGCAAGAAAGAGAGCUGCUCUCUCACGUGUGCCUCGAAGGCUCACUAUUUGGCAGAGUCUGACAACAGCUACUCAGUCAGCUGUGGUAUCCCCAUCCUCAGAGGGAAGUCCGCUGCCAGGCUCAACUCCAGCAGCAGUCAGAGCUGCAUAGAGACUCUGGCCCCUCCAGUGAAGCAGACGGCUUCUUUUAAGAUUAAAAACGCCAAAUGUCACUUGCACCCAAAGCUGACCGGCAGGACAGAGGACAGGGGACGGACACUUGGACCAGGAGGCGGGCAGCCCUGCAGCAACUGCCUGGUGACGUUUGUCAACCUGAAAUGUGAUUCCUCUAAGAAAGCUAAAGGACGACGCGCUCGCAACCCCUCUAACAAAGAGGUGACCCGCAUCACUUUGGAACUGGAAGCUGAGGUCAAACCUGGAGACACUACAGGGAGCUGUAAUCUCAGCUGCCUCAGACAGCGCAUGGAGAAGCAGGUGAAGACGUACAUCAAGGCUCUGAAGAAGUCCAUCAACCAGGAACGUUUUCUGAUACGAGUUGCCGGUUUGGAAUACGAGGUGGCCCAAAAACUUCCCCAGGCUGCUCCCGUUCAGGAAAACUGUGGCCCGGGCUGGGAGAGGGACAGCGGCCGAUGUGUCAGAUGCUCGCCGGGGUCUUACUACCACGGGGAGCAGGAGCGUUGUGUCCUGUGUCCGCCUGGCACUUUCCAGGAGAAGGAGGGGCAGCUGGCCUGUGACCUCUGUCCUGGCAGUGAUGGCCACGGGCCUGUCGGGGCAAGAAACAUCUCCUCCUGUGCAGGCCAGUGUCCAACCGGGUACUUCUCCAGCGAUGGCUUCAAACCCUGUCAGCCGUGCCCUCAGGGCGCCUACCAACCGGAUUUGGGACGGACGCUGUGCUUUCCUUGUGGGGGAGGACUGAGCACCAAGCGGGAAGGUGCCAGCUCCUUCCAUGAUUGUGAGGUCAAAGUCCAGUGUUCUCCAGGUCAUUACUACAACACCACGGUACACAGGUGUAUCCGCUGCCCAGUGGGGACGUAUCAGACAGAGUUUAGGCAGAACUACUGCAUCUCCUGCCCUGGAAACACCACCACUGAUUUUGAUGGUGCCACAAGCGUCUCACAGUGCAAGAACAGGCAAUGUGGUGGUGAGAUGGGUGAAUUCAUGGGCUACAUUGAGUCACCUAACUAUCCUGGUAAUUACCCUGCUAAUGUGGAGUGCAUUUGGAACAUCAACCCGCCCAGCAAGCGCAAGAUCCUAAUCGUGGUGCCAGAGAUUUUCCUGCCCUCGGAGGAUGAAUGUGGAGAUGUGCUGGUUAUGAGGAAGAACUGGUCAGCCACAUCUAUCACCACCUACGAGACAUGUCAAACGUACGAGCGACCUAUCGCCUUCACAGCUCGCUCCAGACGUCUCUGGAUUAACUUCAAGUCCAAUGAGGCCAACAGUGCCAGGGGCUUUCAGAUCCCCUAUGUUACUUAUGACGAGGACUACGAACAGCUCGUAGAGGACAUAGUGCGAGAUGGAAGACUGUAUGCAUCAGAAAACCAUCAAGAAAUCCUCAAGGAUAAAAAACUGAUUAAGACUCUUUUUGAUGUGCUGGCUCACCCAAACAACUACUUCAAGUACACCACUCGGGAGUCCAACGAGAUGCUUCCUCGCUCCUUCAUACGUCUCAUAAGCAGCAAAGUCUCCGCUUUCCUGCGACCUUACAAGUAAAAAGUCACACAGAUGCUGAAGCACCAGAUCAUGACCCCCUCCCUCCUCCCUGACAUCCCCCUCCACCUUACAGACCAUAUCCUGCAACUCUCACAGGACUUAAAAAACAUACUAGUAUGUUUACCUUCUCUUACUUUCCAUAGGCUUUGACAAUAAACGCUAUGCAGACCUGAGAAAUACUGAAAAUCAUUCGUGUUUUAGUUUUGGGUUGUUGUUUAAUGUCAGUUUCUGUUCAGCACAGGUCUGCAGUCCUGAGCUCAGGCAUUUAGUGGGGAUGUAGAGUAUGUGAGUGGGUUUGGUUUCUGUUGUGUUGUGCAAUGAAACCACAAAAAACAAAACAAAAAAAAAACAAAACGACAAACACCCAUUUCAGACGGUAGGAGUGACGUUUCGUGUGCGUGGUUUGAGCUUGAUAGAGCUUGUUGUGUUUGUUUAAAUGAGCGGUCUGAGUUCCAGCUUCAUCUCCUACCAUUAAGUAUGACUUUAAGUGUUGUGUAAGUGUUGUGUAACCCUGCUUCCAUCUUCAGUGUCUGUGUGCUGUCCUCGAGGAGGAGCGGUUGUUAAACUCAUGUCGCAGCUGCGUUCCGCAUCAUUCAAAGCCUCACUAUAUUUGAGCUCUUAGAGCGGUUUUCAAGCGUUUUACUGUUAAAACAGUUAAUCUAUGUUCUGUUCCAGCUGUCUAGACUAGACCAAUGUUUUCCAGCCAGUUAAUUUCUGUUGCUCUUAUUUUUUUGAAAAAAGCCAACUUAAAAGCGAAUACAAAAAAAAUAAUAAUAAUAAUAAAAAAAGGUGGUUUGUCAUUCCAGGAACAGAGCGGACAUUUGGGAAACGAAUAACAAAUAAUUGUGAGAGCUGUAGAAAUGAGAUAAUGUGAUGUCUAGUAGAACAUGUCUCAGAAAGAGAGAGAGAGAGAGAGAGAAAUGUCUUUGAGGGACAUUAUGUUUGCUGCUUCUUUUAAAAAGGUCACUUUAAUUCUUCAAUCUCAUAUUGUCUUUCUAAUGUACGCUACACACUAAUAAUCUAUAGGUUUAAAACAUAAACAAAGCUCCACAUCUGAAAUACUUUAGACAUAUUAAGUUGAUAAUCUCACAUUUCCUGUCUGUGGACUAGCAGUUAUAUUCAUGUUUUUAUUUCAAUCUUGUAAAUAAUGAAAAUAAACUAGACGAGGGUUGAAUUAUUUGAUCCUAAUUUUCAUACGCAGCCCCACCCCCACUCAAAAAAAAGAAAAACAAAAAUCUCUUACUGCCUUUGAUGUCCUGCCCAUCUCAAAUCCAAAGACACCCAGUACCCCCGUUCAAACACCCCACUCAAGUGUUGUUGUCCCUGUGAAGACAGCUCUUCCAAAGGCCGCCUAGAAGAAGGGUGGGUCACUUUGUUUUGUGCACUAAACUUAGAACGCAUCAGCCUACCUUUGAAAUAAA